Molecule: messenger RNA, 3387 nt
Organism: Trematomus bernacchii (emerald rockcod)
Lineage: Eukaryota; Metazoa; Chordata; Actinopteri; Perciformes; Nototheniidae
Exons: 16
Coding region: 63-2372 (769 amino acids)
Source: RefSeq, a predicted model, not a curated record
AGUCAUCCAGUGUGGAGGUUCUGCGUACUGAACCUUCAGCACAACAUGAAUUUGAAAAGAAUAUGGAGAGACUCUCUGACAUUCUUUCCUCAUGUCCUCCUCCUGAGCCUCAAAGAAGCUCUGCCUCAUCCUGGUCUUUUCGGCAGCAGAAAGCCUCAGAGCGCUGGAAAGAAGCGAGACCACACCACCUACAAUGCCUUCUAGAAAAAGAGGCUGUUGGUCAUCCCCUGUGUGGCCUCUGCCACGAGCCGGCUGUUAUUAGGUGUAGAGAGUGUCUCCCCGAGGAGUGGUUCUGUGGAGACUGUGAUGUACUUCAUCACAAGAAACAGCCACUCCACAACAGGGACAGUUUAAUGAAUGGGUUUUUUAAACCAAUUAGUCCAACAACGUGUGUUGUUAGAGUGGAAGGUGGAUAUGACACCCAUGACCAAGCUUGCAUAUUGCCAACUGUGAAGGCACCCAACUGCUCCUGUAAAGGCAAAAACUUCACUGUGGUACCAGGCAAACCAGUGAUUUUAAUUACCAUCAAUGGGCGUUAUGACUUGCAUCUGCCACUAUAUGUCUGUCAAACUUGCCAGCAGCAGUGGACCCCCGACUUGAAAGUCCUCCUUAAGAGUGGAUACUGGCCAGCUUCGGUCAGUAUUUCAACACUUUACACCUUGGACCUCAUGAGCUCCUUUGAAGAGCUCAAGGUCAUCUCUCCGGGAUUCUCCAGACAGGCCUUUGCAAAGCUGCUGGAGCAUCGCACAAAGUGUGGAGGAAGAUCUGGACCUGUCAACGGAGAUGCACUGCAGCGCAGCUUUCUGGAGUUCUCCUAUGCCUCGUAUGAGGAAGACCAGCUCUGCUGUGGUGCUCCUUUCAUCUGCCCUGCCUGCACGCCGGAGAUGUUGGCUGUUUCUGCCGAUGGAAACAGGAAGCUCUAUCGCUUUCGGCGAAGUGGAAGUUCUGAUGGCAGCGCCUUUUUUAAUGGGCUCUUUGUAGCAGAAGACAGCGCGGUGGCUGCAUUUGUCGACAAAAUACAGAGAUCACUGAAAAAUACCCAGGGAAGAGGCACAUGUGGGGACUCCCAGUGGACAGCAGCGAGGGAGACGUCAAGGAGGGCUUCUAAGCUGGAUGAAGAAGGGAUGGAGGUGGCUGUAUGUCGCCAUGGGUUUCUUUUGAAGGCCUUAAAUAUGUACAGGGGGGAGAUAUUCGCCUACCCCCUGUAUCUUCAAAAGGAACUCAUGCCAGCCAAAGCCAAGUUCUUCGCCAUGGAUGUGGCUUGCAAGUACUGGCCGUACAUGGAGAAAGCUGCAAGUGUCCUUCCUGCUCUCCAGGAGCUGACCACCAUGAAGCCAUUCCUCAGUGUAAUGCAUGCUCGAGCCCAUGCUACCAAAUGCGAGAUUAUAUGGAGUGGGAAGAACCAGGAGGGAGCAGGGAUGACCGCCGGGGAAGAGGUGGAGCAGGUCAACAGCUACCUGUCCCGUUGUGCCCUGACAACCAAAUACAUGUCCAAAGCAGCACGACUGGACAUGCUCACAGUGCAUGCUAUGGGAUGGAACAGGAAAAAAGGUGACUCCCUUCAUAAGGCACUUUCCACAAGAUAUGUGAAGACUAGUAAGAGGCUCCUGGAAGAGACUGCAAGUCUUGAGGAACUCAAGACGGAGCUACAUUGUGUCUCAGAUGACAUGGUGUCGACGUGGAUUUCCGACGUGAAGGAAUGGGCAUCUGGAACAUCAGAAACAUCGGGUACUUCUGAAGACAUCCUUCAAACAGCACUGCAGCAAAGCAUUGAGGGGCUUUACCUAAGUGUGAGGCAGCGGAAGCAAUCCCUUUACCGACAGAAUGACAGCAGCAAGCUCCGCCAUCGACUUCGAAGGAAGCUUGCAGACGACAAAAAGCGCCUUAACCAGGAGAUACUGAAGUACAACCAGCUGGUACACGACUCUGCCAGAGGCAUAGAUGUUGCUGCGGUGGAGCAUUCCCUCUCUGGAGGGAGCAUCAUGUCCGCGCUGUGGCCGUGGGAAGUUCAUGGCAUGGCUAACUUUACAGCCAAGAAAAAGAUACUGGAUCAAGUGAUGCUUACACGGAGACUGCAAGAGGAGAAAGGCAUCCUAUUGUUGGAGAUGGCGCAGCAUUGCACAUGGUUGCAGAACAUGGCAGUUGCUCUAAAAAAUAAGGUGGCUGAGGAAGAUGUAGACAAGGGGAAUGUAGGACUUGGGUGCACCCUAAGAAGGAAGCAUGCUGAGGCGUCGGAGAGGUUGCAGGUGGUACUGCAGCAGUACAAGACUGCUUUAGGUCCUGAUGCUUCUUUCCUUCAACAUGAAGAGGAAAGUCAAAGUGGCCUAAGCAGUCCAGACACCAGUGAGGAUGAAGAAGGAAACAUCAUUUAGAUUGCUGCUGCUCUCAAGCACGAAUAUCCGCCAAGACUUGAUGUGCUAUCAGAAAUGUAAAUACUUUACUGACUUUAUAUUUAGAGAUUGUAUUCAUACUCCUCAAUGGAAGAUCACCCUUGAAUAUGUUGACCAUAUGACUUUUCCCUAUGCCGCAGCAUCAGGCCAAACAUUUCACUUGUACACAACUUAAAUGUUAUUGAACAAAAUGCUCAGCGUCCCUGGAAUGCAUCCUGAGCAAUGAACCAUUCACUUUUGAUCCUUUUUGAAACACACAUGUCCAAGUAUAUCUUGCUGGUUACCAAACAACUUGGUGAGCACAUCAUUGUCCAAGAGCAGGAGGUCUUUCCCUUUUUUCCCAGAACGGGAUGCCUAUGCAUUAUUAUUUUCGAUCUCUUAUAGGAUUUACCUGUCAUUAACUUUAUAUGACUGCACCUGUUACACUGCAGGCCAAUGACAGCUUUGCUCUAAUUGUUCAUUUUUGUUUCUUUUGCGUUACUUGCUUUUAUUGCUUUGUCAGUUAUAUUUCCUUUUUGAUCUCCAGCUAUUAACCUGAUUGAUUGAAGUACUUCAAUCAACAUGUACAAUGCACAAUCUUUUAGGAUGUAUAAUUAGGGACAUUGAGAUAAACAACAAAUAGUUUAUUUGGUGAAUCACCUCAUUGUUGUUCUCAAAACCAAAUAAUACAUUGUUAUAAAUUGUUAUAUUUGAUUUACACAUAGAAUGUACAUGUUUAAUAUACAUAGUUAAAUCCUAAAAAAAUGGUUGUGUUGUAUGAUUUCUUAAUACUGUAUGUUAUAACCUUUUGCAUAACUUGAUUUUAUGUUCUGUUGUCCAUGCUUUUCAUGUUAGACUAACCCCAACGCUCUAGAGUCAACAUACACCCUUAUGGUGGCCUUUUACUUGUAUUGUGGUGAAACACAUAAGUAAAUCAUUGCCAGAGAGGACCAUUUUAUUGUUUUAAAAACAAUGUUAUUGAUGUGGUUGUUUGAUGAAUAAAUAUAAAUUAAGCAUA